AUGGCAGGAAAGGGCUUCAGCAUCGCUACAGGAGCGCUGACUUUUGGCGAAGCUCGGCAGGUGGUGGCGUCGGACGACGACGUCUGCGCCCGAUGCGGCGUGUACUUUCCCUCGCCGUCACCGGCUGUUCUUGCUGCCGGUGCCGUCCUACAUCCGCACUGCUUCAUCUGUGCCGUCUGCUGCACCCGCCUCAAGAACCGCUUCCGCAUCACGCAGGACUCUAUUCUCCACGUCUGCAUCGCCUGCUACGCGGCUGGCAACCACAAGCGCCUCGCCCCGCCGCUCGACAACUCGCCCGUCGCCAAUCGCCAGCUUGCCGCCAAUCUCGCCCGGAAGCAAGAGGCGCUCCGCAAGCUCCGCGCGCGUUCCGUUUUCCGAAGAGAUCGCCGCGCCCGCGAGCAUGAGGAGAAGGCCGCCGCCCGCGCCCGCCUCUACGCCCGCGCCUCCUCCCUGCGUCGGCUCAUGGACGGCGAGGUCCGGCAAACGGCAAGCAAGCCGUCGCGGACAUCCGGCUCCGGCAAACGCCGCCGCCGUCGCAAGCGGUCCCGCAAGUCGUCCAGCAAGCGAUCGCCGCAUCGUCAGCCGCCGCAGCCGCCCGCAGCCUCAUCGCCGGCUCGGCCUCCGCUCCAAGCCUCGCCCUCGCUCCUCCGCGGCAUGCUCUCUGUCAACGACAUCGACCGCGCAACCGUUGUGUCCGCCUCGGCUCUUGCACGUGAGUCCGCCGCUGCUGACGACCAGGAAAGGCGGGCUAUCCGCCGUGAGCACCGUGCCCGGGCCAGCGCCAAGCAGUCUGCUUCUGCCAUCGAGGCUGCUGCUGCCUUUCGCCAAUCACGAUCCGCCGUGGCCUUGGCCGCCAACGGUGGCCCUCGCAUCCGAUGA
This is a messenger RNA of Thecamonas trahens ATCC 50062, 879 nucleotides long. RefSeq lists its product as uncharacterized. Bases 1 to 879 code for a protein of 292 amino acids. The transcript has a single exon. NCBI's taxonomy places the organism in Eukaryota, Apusomonadida, Apusomonadidae. The record is from RefSeq and is a predicted model, not a curated record.